Molecule: messenger RNA, 2568 nt
Organism: Colletotrichum lupini
Lineage: Eukaryota; Fungi; Ascomycota; Sordariomycetes; Glomerellales; Glomerellaceae
Exons: 1
Coding region: 1-2568 (855 amino acids)
Source: RefSeq, a predicted model, not a curated record
AUGUUGAAUUGGCACGAUCAAAGCUGCCGGCGACCUGAAGUGUCCCGGCCGGAAGGCUUCGAGACUUUGUGUUGCUCGAGCUGUGGGAUGACUGCCCCGCUGUUGGUCGAUUUGCAACAUCUUUAUGCCGAUACAUCUCCAUCUUCCAUGCCGGACGCAGCUACUACGAUCAAGCUUAGAUGGCCAGGUUCUAUAACUUUUGUGGGAGAAGUACCCGGCACAAGCCACGAGCAUGAUUCGCCAGUCGAGUCGCAACCACAACCCCUGUCGGCAGAGAGCAAGGGCGCAGCUAGCACUACAGAUCGCGGAUUGCGAAUCAUAUCUGUACAUAACGAUACGGCAGAUGCAUGCGGCCAAGAAAAAGUAUUCUACGAGCCUCUUAUCGCCCACAAGAUCCGUCUUCUUCGCCUAUCCGCUGCGGAACGCCACCAUGACCCUAUUCACAUCGAUAUCCGCCUUACAGACUUGACCUCUGAUCCAAAAUUUGAGGCUUUGUCGUACACAUGGGCUGAUAACGAUGGAGAUGAUUCGAAAUGUGACAGGGUCUAUGUUGGGAAGCAUUGGGACAUCCUCCCGGUCACCAGAAAUUGUGCAAGCGCCCUUCGGCGUCUGCGAUUUCCCUACCGAGAACGUGACUUAUGGGUCGACGCUAUCUGUAUCGAUCAGAGAAACAAGCAGGAGAGGUCUCAUCAAGUUGGAAUUAUGCAGUAUAUAUACGCAGCUGCUAUUAGGGUCCUCAUUUACCUUGGCGAGGACUCGAAAGAUCCUGAUAGCCUGAACCCAGUCCCAUGGACCGACGGCAAAUACAUACACCGGCCUUUAGCUUCGCCUUCUACUCUCGCUGAGAACCCAUACUUUAGAAGGGUAUGGGUGAUACAAGAAAUAGCUGCCGCCAGAGAUGCUUGGGUGCUCUCUGGAUCGAGGGGAGCUCGCUGGCAUGACUUCCUUGGGGUGACGAAUUCCGAAACAGAUUCGAAUCGCAAUAGAGACCUGUCUCUUUCCAUUGAUCGGCCCAUGACGAGAGAAAAACUGCCUAAAUGGCUGUACAUUUGCAACAAGCCAAGAUACAUGGAACUGGACAGGCUUUUAUAUGUUCUAUACGCUGCGGCUCAAUGCAAAGCAUCUGAUCUGCGAGACAAGGUGUUUGCUAUACUGGGCCUCUUUCAUGGUGCCAACAACGCGAAACUGGUCGCGGACUACACCCUAUGUCACCAGGAAGUGGCUAUCGGUGUCACAGCAUAUAUCUUUGUCAACCAUACCGAACAGAUGUGGCGCAUCUUCGCGGCGAUAGACUCCAAAGACUCUCAUGUCAUGCCUUCGUGGGUCAUGGACUGGUCAUCAGAGACCAAAGUGAAACGCCUGGGUCCAUAUAUGGCCGAGACGAAACCCAUAGUUGAAGCCGAGGGCAAACAAUCGCAGCCACUUUACAUCCCGCGCAUCUACCGCAAUGGAUCUUUGGUACUGAAAGGACGCCUAGUUACACAGGCUGGAAGCUGCGCCUUUAACCAUGGAGCACGGGACGGCCCACCUGGAGUUGUGACAGAUAUCGUAUACCAGCAAUCCAUAAUCUGGCAUCUGCAAAGUGAUUCUCGACCCAUGGUCCCAUCUGGAUGGUGCCAAUCAACGGACGAGAUCUUCGCUGUCCAGAGCCUGUCUGGGUACUGCCUCAUACUUCGACCGAUCAUGACGAACCCGAAAACGUACCGGUUUGUUGCCAUCUGCAAGCCCCCCAAAGUGGAACCGAUGGCUGCAACCGUCAACCUCUUGGACCAAAGAGUGAUUCUGCUCUUUUCAACAUGGCGAUAUGUUUUAAGAGAAGAGUUGAGCAGUGGAGAAAUAUGGUAUUCUUCUGAGCGGUGGGAUAUGAUCAGAGAUGUAUGUCAAACGGUGAAGGAAUGCUGGGUGUUGGAAGAUACCAUCAGUCGCUUCUUAGACUCCUUGGUUAAGAUUCAGACUUCUGUGUCAGCGAAGCUACCAACAUAUGCGGUUGAGAAAACCCAAGAGGCAUUGCGAAGACUUGGAAAUACGGUCCCCAAAUCGAUACUCCUCCAGCAAAAGGGAGUCCUCGCUGACUCUAUGCAACUCUCGACGACCCAGAAAAACUCAAAUACUUGUCCGCUUUUCAUAAAAGAACUACUGUCUCUUGCUGGGAUGGUCUGUGAUAUUUGUCAUCAGCAUAUGACAAACACAAGCGUUGUUGACACUUACAGUCUGCUUGGGCAAAGUCUUGCAAAAAAGAAUAACUUCCAAAAGCGACGCCAGCCCCUGAUGAAUCAGAAGAUUCACAACGGAAAUCUUCAUUUGCGAACCAGAGACUUGAUUUAUUGGCAGAUAGCGUCCCAGCUGGAUGAAAUGUGUCUCAACAGGAAAACUCUCGAACGACUGGAAUACAUUGCCAGGUCGGCUGAACGAGAUCUCCCAAGAUACCUGAACUUAAGCAACUACACAUCAGAGACCUACAACUACGCCUCCGAUAUCAAGACGCAUCACCUCUAUGACAUUUUUCACUUCAUUAUCAAAAGCAUACCUACGACUCAGAAGAGCCUUCGGCGAGCUCGAUGGGAAUGA